AUGACCCUGCCUGCUCGUCUCGCCUCGACGUUGCGAUACUACCUGCCACUAGGCUUCACGUCGUUCGGCGGACCCGGCGUCCAUGUCAUCAUCCUUCGUGAGAAAUUCGUCCAUCGACUAAAGUGGGUCGAUGAGAGGACCUUCCUCGACCUCUUCGCUCUGGGUAAUGCCUUGCCGGGACCCGGAUCCACCCAGUUGGCGUUCAGCAUCGCCGUUGUCAAACACGGGGUCCUUCCCGGCCUGGUAGCCUUUCUAUGCUGGUCCCUUCCUGGCGCGCUCGGCAUGGCGGGCCUGGCUGCGGGUAUCAGCAACAUCCCAGCUGUCCUGCCUCCCAUCGUACUCGCCCUUCUCUCCGGUCUCAACGCCGCGGCAGUCGGUCUGAUCGCUCUAGCGGCGUACCAGCUCGGCACCGCGGCAGCCACGGACAAGGUCACGCUGGCCCUGGUCUGGCUCUCGGCGAGCUUUGGCAUCUGCUAUCACGCACCAUGGAUGUACCCAUCGCUCAUCGCGGCAGGCGGAGCAGUGACGCUUGUGUGGGACUUUCGCCGGCAGUGGAUAUACAGGCCGGCGAAGAGGGCAUUCGGGAGGGAAAGGGCGCGAGACGAGCCAGCCGAAGCGGAAGGGAUGGAGCUGCCGACACUGCCUCCUAGACUCGCCACGCCGGUGACUGCUCGACCGAGUCCGGCUCCCCUACCUGAUACCUCACACUUUCCAUCCCCACCGCCCUCACCCAUCGUCCAGCCCGCAGCCAUCGAGGAGGAUUCACUCAAGUCCGAUCUCACCUCCGGUCGACCUGCUUCCACUACCACUCAUCGUCGAUCCACAACCCACACCGAUCCCGAGGUCCCUGCGGUGGUAGAAGCGCAGCGUCAUGAAGACCUGCUACAGGUUGUCUCACCUCGGUCCGCUUUCGCCCUGAUCGGCGGCUUUGUCCUGCUACUGGUGAUCCCGCUCGCAGUACGAGGCGGUCUGGCCAAUUCAGGCAAGACAGUACCUCGGGAGCUGGACUUCUUUGCCAACAUGUUACUAGCGGGUACGAUCAUCUUUGGCGGUGGACCCGUGGUCAUUCCGCUUUUGCGAGACUACGCUGUUGUUCCAGGAUGGGUCAGCUCUCGUGACUUCUUGCUCAUCUUUGCGAUUUUGCAAGCCUUCCCCGGUCCCAACUUCAACUUUGCCGUCGCCCUAGGCUUCCUCGCUCUCCCCUUUUCCACCUCCUCCCGCAUCCUUGGCGCAUUCCUCGGAUACAUCGGCAUCUUCUCACCCGGUAUACUCCUCAAACUCGGUCUGCUCCCACUCUACUCUUCCUGGCGCGACAAGGCCAUCGCUCGGUCGGUCAUCCGAGGCCUGAACGCCUCGGCCGCGGGUUUGGUCUUUACGGCGGUAUGGCAGCUGUUCCUCGUGGGAUACAUCUACUCUUCGGCGGAUGGACAAGGGGGCGGCGGGACGCAGACUGUCAGUGGACCGUUGACAGCGGAUCCGUUCUGGGCGGUGGUGGCUGCGGGGGCGUUUUUGAGUAACAGGAACUGGGGCUGUCCGGCUUGGGGAAGUAUUGUUGGAGGCGGACUGGCGGGACUGGCUUGGUACGGUGUGCAGACCAGCUGA
Molecule: messenger RNA, 1602 nt
Organism: Dioszegia hungarica
Lineage: Eukaryota; Fungi; Basidiomycota; Tremellomycetes; Tremellales; Bulleribasidiaceae
Product: chromate transporter-domain-containing protein
Exons: 4
Coding region: 1-1602 (533 amino acids)
Biological process (GO): chromate transport
Molecular function (GO): chromate transmembrane transporter activity
Source: RefSeq, a predicted model, not a curated record